Ilyonectria robusta is the source of this 726-nucleotide messenger RNA. RefSeq lists its product as uncharacterized. The record is from RefSeq and is a predicted model, not a curated record. NCBI's taxonomy places the organism in Eukaryota, Fungi, Ascomycota, Sordariomycetes, Hypocreales, Nectriaceae. The transcript has a single exon. Bases 1 to 726 code for a protein of 241 amino acids.
AUGGCACGCCCGCCCAAUCCAAUCGAUCAAUACCGUGACUAUGUCACCCACCUCUACCUUAACGGUGUCUCUCGAAGCAAGAUUCAGUAUAAGCUUCGGAAGCAUUACCAUGUCGCCGUCAAUCUCAGCACAAUCUCUCGCCGAAUCGCAAGCUGGGGUCUCCCGCGCCAGCAAGCCCGCACCAAAGAAAGUCCAGAGCUCAUAGAGGCCACUCGCGACCUGAUAUUUCGCGUUGGGCUUACCGAGAAGCAGACGCUGAGCGUUCUACAGAGACAGGGCUGGCCGAUCACGAAACGAGGUCUGAAGUGCAUCAGGCUACACCCGGACCGCCGCUGGCUACGCAGGCUCAACAGCGAUGAGGAGCGACUCGCCUUGCUGGAGAAGACAGAGCAGGCCAUCAUCGAAAUGACGCGACGUUCUAAUGCCAUUUCGGGUUAUGGCAGAAACCUUCUCCAGCCGUAUCUUCGUCAGCAAAAGCAGCUCUGGGUACCAAGAGACCCUCUCUUUGAGAUGUACAAAAUCAUGUUCCCAAAUGAGGUCGAGCUCCGGAAAAGGAUGUUUCGGAGGAAGAAGGGACAGUUCCUUGUGCCAGGACCAAAUUACCAGUGGUGCAUUGACGGCCAUGACAAGCUCAAGGCGUAUGGAUUCGAGAUCUAUGCCGCAAUCGACGCUUACUCGCGCAACAUUAUCUGGUUCUAUGUUGGCCACUCUUCUACAACGAACUAG